UUUUUUUCAUUACAAAAUUAUCCAUAACAUGAACAUUGUAAAACAAUGGUGAAUAUUUGCUUAGAACAAAUUAAGGGAAAAUAAUUUUGAGGGUUCAAGUCAAUGGGUUAGGGGCUAAGGUUAAGACAAGGACAUGUCAGCCAAAAACCUUGAAUUGGAGAUGGCAGUAAAUAAGCGUAGACCUAAGGACCUAAGGACCUCAAGAAUAUGGAAGCAUUCUGUAUGGAAUGGUCUUAAAUCCAUUCAACGGUUUUCUCAAAUGUCAUAAACAUAGGAAUACGUUUGGCAAAGGGGUGGGGGCAGUAUGACCUGAAAACAAAGGUAACAAUAAUGUUGGCAGAAUCUGUUAGAAAAAUAAAUGUAUGUUUAGAGACAUGAUUUUACUUGUAUAUUUAUUUUUUCCCACUUGCUUUGGCAAAGUAAAAAAAAAAAAGUCACAAUCCAAUAACGACCUUGAAUUGAAAUCAAAAUACAUUUAACAUGUUGGAAAGUUAUGAUAUAGUUCAGUGCCUUGUUGUUUAUUUGAUACAGCCCCUUUUGGUCAUUCUUAUCAAGAGGGCCAGUAACGUUGGCUGUAACUGCUGCACUAAAUGCCUGGUUAAGCUGAUGCAUCAAAUGUCGUCUCUGUCGCCAUCUGCUGGCAUUGACUAGUGACUCUCCAAACACACUGAGCAAUACCGGACUGACUCACUGCCAGAGAGAAGAGAACCAAAACACGGGCCUGGCUGACAUCAUCUUACGGAUGUUUCUAAUAACGUAAGGGUAACUGGUAUUUGCUCGCAUUGGAUCAACGGAGAAGUAAAGUUAAUCUGUUCUCAGUAAUAUGGCCUAGCAUGAUCUUUACAAGGCCAUCCCAGCAAUAUAAUUUGGAUGCUGCGGCAAAGAGCGACGACAUCCUUCCGCACGAGCUACUGAUUGUUAUCCCCGCGAAGGAUUUAUCCCGGAACCCCCCGCGCGCGCGGAACAUAAGGGUUCUCUUCCACACUGUGAAACAAUCAUGACUGCUAUGAGGACAUUGACGGCCGCGGGACUGUUUUUGGCUUUUUGCGCGUUGGGGCUCAUAGCAGUGGCAAUAUGCACUGACAAUUGGUACGAGACGGAUGCAAGGAGGCACAGGGAACGUUGUAAAAAUUAUUCCAACAAAAGGAACGACCCCGGAUACAUCUACAUCUCCAACCAUAACCUUCCACUCCGCAUGCUACCGAAAGAGAAUAACGUGGAAAGGAAAGGGUCCAGCGGGGGAGUGCUUCUACGGGGCAAGCGGCACUUCUUGCCCCCUGCUCCGGCCAUGGAGUCUCUCUGCAGUCGGCAGUACAACUCCACCAUCACUGGGCUGUGGAGGAAGUGUCAUCGGGAGGGAUUCGACCUGGAGACAGAAGAUCUAAUCUUUAAAGGUUUGGUUCAGCGAUGCAUACCAAUUAAAUACUACUACUCCUCAUCAGCCCUGCCCAGAAAUCUGAACAUCAACUUAACCAGGACCAUCCGACAGGACGAGUGGCACGCACUCCACCUGCAGAGAAUGACCGCCAGUUUCAUAGGAAUGGCAGUGUCCAUCAUUCUGUUUGGCUGGGUGAUUGGAGCCCUCGGCUGCUGUAAGCAACAUGACCUGAUGCAGUAUGUAGCUGGACUCCUGUUCCUGAUGGGAGGGACGUGCUGUAUAAUCUCACUGUGCACGUGUGUGGCCGGCAUCAACUUCGAGCUGUCCCGCUACCCUCGUUACAUGUACGGGAUCCCCGAGGACAUCAGUCACGGAUACGGCUGGUCCAUGUUCUGCGCGUGGGGGGGGCUAGGCCUCACCCUGUUGGCCGGGUUUCUGUGCACACUGGCCCCCUCCCUCUACCCCCCCGUGCCCCACACCACGGCGGAGAGGUCACAGCGCAAGCCCCGACACGAGAACGGCUGUGUGUGACAAUUAAAAGGGAAUUAUAAUUUCAGAUGAAUUGGGAAUGUCCAUUCUAGUAAUGGGGAUCUCCAUUCUAGUAAAGUGAAUGACCAUUCUAGCAAUGGUCACUGACACUUCUAGUAAUGGGAAUGUCCAUUCUAGUAAAAGGAAUGUCCAUUUUAUUAAAUGACCAUUCUUGUAAAGGAAAUGUCCAUGUCCAUUCUAGUACUGAGAAUGUCCAUUCUAGUAGUGAGAAUGUCCAUUCUAUUUUGGGGAAUUUCCAUUUUAGUAAUUGGAAUGUCCAUUCUAGUAACAAAAUAUCCAUUCUAGUAACUCUAUUUCUGUGUGGCGUUCCGCCAAACCUCCCCGGUGCCAGGAGUGUGUGAUACCAGAGACACUCAGUAUUUUCCAGACUUUCCAAUGACAGGACUCACAUUCCUCCUGAGUCCUGUCCAUACUCUAUUCUCUAAUAGACAAGUAGAGUCAUCCCCUCCACUGAAAAGGGACGUUCUGUCUGGACUGGGACUUUACCCUAAGAACUAAGGGACUAAGAACCCUGGGACUAAGAACUAAAAAAGACACAAAGAGAACCCUGUCUCCACAAAAAAAGACACAAAGAGAACCCUGACUCCACAAAAAAAGAGACAAAGAGAUGUUGGCUCUGACUCUCCAGCUUGAGGGGAUGAGGACAUUUUACUGAAGAGGAAUUCAGAUAUUAUGGUGCUUUUUAUUUAGUCUCUCCUCUUCCUCUUUUUGUCCUAAUCCAAACUGUCAACCGUUUCAGUACAGAAUUAUCUUUUUGUCCAAUAAUAAAUUGUUCAGUGUUAUUGCUUGCUAUACAACAGGAGAAAAGUACUUUCCUAAAUAUCUUCCUGGACUUUUGAUGCUGGUUAAAAAAAAAUGUAUGAACGCAUAAGAAUGAUAAUGGCACAAACUUAAAGGGACGAAUUCUAACUUACACGUACGUAUUUUUUUAUUUUUUUUUUACUUAGUCUGCCAUUGGCUUCAAUGCAUGGCCAAGUGAAAAUUAGACAUAGGUCUAAGUUAGGAUACGCCCGAGGUUAAGAAUUAAUAAAGUUGAAAAUGAAAAUAAUAUGCGUGUGUAUUCUCACAUUUCCAAAGGGCGUGUAGUAGUAUUACUGUAUGUGCCCAUUGAAUACAAAGUAUUAUGUUAAUGUCGAAUUUAUGUAUGCAUAUUUGCAUUUGUGUGUAAAACAUUAAGAUACAAGAUUGUAUUUGAUGGGAGAUGUUUUGAUGUUAUCAUUAAAGGUUUGAUCUUGAUAGCCCAAUCAAGAUAUUUUUGAAAAAUAAAGUGAUCUUACAAACCGCC
Esox lucius (northern pike) is the source of this 3212-nucleotide messenger RNA. RefSeq names its product transmembrane protein 178B (gene tmem276a). The transcript is spliced from 4 exons. NCBI's taxonomy places the organism in Eukaryota, Metazoa, Chordata, Actinopteri, Esociformes, Esocidae. Gene Ontology annotation, cellular component: membrane. Bases 998 to 1909 code for a protein of 303 amino acids. The record is from RefSeq and is a predicted model, not a curated record.